Chara braunii is the source of this 3097-nucleotide messenger RNA. The record is from the annotation of a GenBank genome assembly. NCBI's taxonomy places the organism in Eukaryota, Viridiplantae, Streptophyta, Charophyceae, Charales, Characeae.
UCAUGACCGGUCAUCAAAUGCAACAUCAGCUCAAUUGGUGAGAAAAUAUGUGGUUGGGGGCAGCUAUCAUCAGGACAACAUGUUCAUACCAGCUCUUACAAGCACAUAUAUCAGUGAUCAUUGUGCUGCAUACGAGUACCAGUGGAUGGCUGUGAGAUGCAUUGCCAUGAUUUCCACCGUUGCUUCUCAGGUGGCUGCUUUAAGACUUGGUUGCACAGCCCCAAUGGAGUCAUGGCAACAGCUGUUAGGGCUUGGCAAGAAUACCGUGGAAUUUAAGAGGCAACAGCAAGGGAACAAGGUUGUUAUCAGCGACUGUACAACCAGAGUGGAUCUGGCAUCAAACUAUCUUCCCAAUAUGACAAGGGGAGAUGAGAUAGCCUGCCGUGUGAUUGAGCCACUGGUUCAGCUUGUUGCGGCAGCUCAGAGGGAUGGAUGUGGUUUGAGCUUCAUAAAAAAGCAGAUUAUCAGGGAAGGGCUUGCAUGCCUACGUGCGACAAUCACAGCAUCCCAUCCAGCUAUCUGGCAGCCCUUAUGGAUUUCUGCUCAGGCGAUCCAUUGGCUGGCACGGCUGGCGGUGCAUGAUCGGGAGGCUGCAGUUAGGGCAGGUGCGAUAGCUGUUUUUGCUUUGCUAGCUGAUCCACGCGCAUCACUCACAAGGCGCAUGUUGGCUGACCGAUGGCCAGAAGGAGCAGGGGAGAUAGCCCAGCGAGCUCUCGAUUCAAAGGAAUGCUAUGCAGCCCGGCAAGAAGCUUUGCGAUUUAUCACAGCAGCCGCACUCUUGUCCUCAGCAUCCGCAGAUGGCACUUGCAUAGUGGAUGCAAACAAAUUCGACAAGAGUAAGACCUGCCUUGCUGUUCAGUGCCCUGGUGCUUUGCGUGAACCAUUGCUUGUAGAUGAGUUCGGAAUCGGACGUGCUUUAGAACACCUUCAGUUCUGGCCCUCAAUCCCCUCACUUUUAAGUCAAACCAGAGCCACUUCAGGUUUCCUGAGAGCGCUGAUGAAUCUACUUGUCAGAGCUGCGAUGGCAGAUGCAGAAGCCCUAGAUGAAAUGAUUCUUUCUGGCCCCACCACAUGGCGUGUUCUGCUGCAGCUACUUCUUGUUCAAGAGUCAGUGGGAGCUCGCAAGAACUUGCCUUCACCCUCAUUUUUAAGUGGCGCUAGUCUAUGUUUGAAACAAGGAUGUCAAGAAGAAGAGGUCAACCAAUGGGCAUCUGCUGAUGCCUAUUCCAUGCUUGCUAACAUUGCCGAGCUGAUGGAGAUUGUGAUGCAUUUGCGCCCUCACCGCCAACAGUUCUUUGUUCAGCAGACAGAUGCAGUCGAGAGACUUAUGUCCACUUUCUGCACACUUGUGGAAAUUGAGAAACAGUCUGUGUGCAUGACAUCAGCAUCUGAUACACGUGUAUGGUGCAGUAACACAGGCACGACAGAUGUUCAUGAAAGACAGGAAAGCUUGCAAGCUGCGGGCAGUGAGAAGGCUUCAACUCUUUGUGAAGUAUGUGCUGAGCUGAAACACAAGGAGAGGCAAGGGUGCACUUUGCAGGCCACAAAGACCCAGGUUCAUUCAGAAAGAGAGGGGCAUGCAUCGGACGAUGAUGGACAAUUGAUUGCUACUGCAACAGCGCCAUGCGACAAGCAGGAGUUGCUUGAGGGGCGCUUCAGUUCGCAGUAUGAACACACGGCUCAUGAACUACAGCAGCUGUCAAAGCCAUCGGAAAUACUUGCACAUCAAGAAAGAAUGAAUGCAGUAGAGAAAGUUGCACACGUGCUAAACACACUAGUGCUUCAUGGUUUGUCCCAGCAGCAUGAGGAACCCAUAAAUCCUUUGCUUGAUACACCAGCAGUGGAUGAAGAUUCAGAACAUAGACACCCUGAUGAAGACCGCAAGCAGCCAUAUGGGCAAACAACUGUUUGUUUACCAGAAUGGCCACCAUCACAAAAAAGGAUAGUUGAUAAAUUUCAGCAUUUGAAUGCCAGCAGAUUGCACUGCUGGAACCAAAGAGGCAAAUUUCAGGGUGGUGUGGUUAACAAAGCUCGGAAGAGUAGCCGCCAUGUGUGUGCAGUUGCAUCCUGGUUAUUAUUAGAGAGCAUGAAGCAAGAGGACACACCCAGCACAUCAUCUCUCACCAAGGACAGAACAAUUGCGGGAUUGCAGUUUGAAAUGCAUCAGAGGUUGUUGGAAGAAAAAGUCACAGAAUAUAGUUCACAGAAGCAGUUGAUGAUCACUUUGGCUAAGCUUCUGGGAACACUACUAAGCUGCCGUCAAGUCCAAAGUAGAUCCUUCUUGUGUGGCGGAUUUUCUGCUGAACUGAGACAACUUCAAGAUAAAUCACUGGGGUCACAUUGGCUAGAGAAUAACCCCCAGAAGAAGCUGGAAGAACAAGUGUGUUGUGAUUUACAGAAGAAACAGCAAGAAAACGAAGUUGAUACCCAGAUUUUGACUAGUUUCAGCUUGAUCCUACAAGGAUCAUCUUCUGUUAUCACUGAUAACAGAGUCAGUACCGGAACGACAAGGAUACCCCGGAGUAGCCAAUGUGGGGGCCCGCGGUCCGGAAUGACCUUUAGGCCCCCUACAGCGCAAGGGAGAAUGGCGCAAGCACCGCGAACCAGGGGCCAGAGCAAGGGAAGUGCAAACCAAGAACCCCCUCGAAGAGAGCCAGAGCCGGAACGAAGGAAAGAGGUUGUGGAGGCAGAGGAGGACGACGAUGAAGAUGAGCAAGACGAUAGGCUGCACCAAGAGGAGGAUCGAAGGGCGGAGCAGAGGGCCAAGAAGAGGGGAGCCCAAGAGGAAGUUGAGCCGGUUCUGCGCGAUGCGGCGCCAAAGAAAAAGAAGUAUGCGGUCCGGUUGGAGGACAGGUUCGACGUGGAGAAAGUGAUUGACAGGUUGCUUAAGGGUCAUAAUGACCUUAUGACCCUGAAGGAGAUCCUGGCGUCUGCUCCUAAGCUCCGUGAUGGACUAAAGGGAAGGCUUUUGCGGCGUCUGGUGCCAAGUGUCCAUCUAAGCGUGAUUCUGCCGAAUGGGCGGAAACUGGGACAAAGAUGAACUGGAAGUGUGUGGCCUGUGGGAUGGUGGAUUUGGUAGUAAAAGGGUCGAAGUGCA